AUGUCUGAGAAAAAGAUGAACUCCAGCCGCAGGCAUCACCUGAAGAGCCUGAUCCUCCAGGUCGCUGGGAGCUUGCUCGAGCAGGAGAAAGCGGAUAAAAUAGCGGAGAAGGAGAACUACAUGUCCGAACACUGCACCUCCCCAGACACGGCUGGAGACCAGAACGUUCUCAUGGAGUUGUGCAAGAAACUCAAUGCCCUCAUUGACCAGGUCGAUGAGGAGAGGUAUGACGCCGAGGCCAAGGUGCUGAAGGCCGACAAGGAGAUUGAAGACCUGAAGAUCAAAGUGGUGGACCUGAGGGGUGUGAAGAAACCCGCGCUGAGGAAGGUCCGUAUGUCUGCUGACUCCAUGCUGCAGGCUCUGCUGGGCUCCAAGCACAAGGUGACCAUGGACCUGAGGGCCAACCUGAAGCAGGUCAAGAAGGAGGUCAAAGAGGAGAGCACAGAAGCAGUGGGGGACUGGCGUAAGAACAUUGAGGAUAAGGCUGACAGGAAGAAGAUGUUCGAGACCUCCUAA
This is a messenger RNA of Limanda limanda (common dab), 516 nucleotides long. Its product is annotated as troponin I, fast skeletal muscle-like. The transcript is spliced from 6 exons. The coding region runs from base 1 to 516 and encodes 171 amino acids. NCBI's taxonomy places the organism in Eukaryota, Metazoa, Chordata, Actinopteri, Pleuronectiformes, Pleuronectidae. Gene Ontology annotation, cellular component: troponin complex. The record is from RefSeq and is a predicted model, not a curated record. Gene Ontology annotation, biological process: muscle contraction.